Messenger RNA from Annulohypoxylon maeteangense, 1935 nucleotides. RefSeq lists its product as uncharacterized. The transcript is spliced from 3 exons. Bases 340 to 1794 code for a protein of 484 amino acids. The record is from RefSeq and is a predicted model, not a curated record. NCBI's taxonomy places the organism in Eukaryota, Fungi, Ascomycota, Sordariomycetes, Xylariales, Hypoxylaceae.
GUAUGGUAUAUCGCUCUCACCAUCUUUUGCCCGAUCUAAUUUAACAGCUGCUGGCCACAGCUGUCUCUCGGCGCGUCCUCCAUCGUCACCGACCCCAAUACAACUACGGUCACAUCGGAAUUUCUCUAUCGUCUUCGUUUUCCCUUUCUGCUUCCACAGUCGCGUCACUACGAAACCAAAAAAAGAUUGUUUCAAGCGUCAACCGAUCAAUAUUCCACUCUUUAGUUUCUUAUUUCGGUUACACGCCGUCACACUGGCCGAACCUAGGUAAUCGAUCGACAGCGUCUCGAGUUCCACGAGCGCGCCGUUACCCGUGGCUGUUGCUGGGCAAACCUCGAAAUGGCAACAGUCUCGGGUACUACUACACUUACUCCGCCGGGCAGCUCUCAUGCAGACCAUUCGGGAUGGAAUCACACAUCCGGUCGUCAUGACGGCUCUAUGACGCAUAAGUCAUCCACAGACUGGCAUGAAACCAAUGGUUCCAUAAAGGGAGCUCACUAUUAUGGGAAUGGAGACUCUUCCUAUGACCCGUACUCGACAGAUAAUUACCGGCCAGGCAAAGACCCCCGUACAAGCCAAUCGAACUCGAUAUCUGAUCAUAAGCGCCCGAACGCCGAGGUUUCGCCUUCUGGACCGAACGACGAUGAACAUUCGAAAUGGAUACACAGAGACAAGCUGGCCAGGAUAGAGAGCCAGGAACUUCAGGCUGCUGGUAUUAUCUUGCCCAAGUCACGGGCCCAGAGCAGACCGAGACGAGAUCGAAGCCAAGAGAAGACGAAUGGCCAUCGCCGAGCUACGGAUGCUUCAGAUCAACAGUUUAUUGCGAGAUCUCGAAAAAACUCGGAAUUGAGCUUGGACAGAACUCCCGAUUUCGAGGCCCCAAGCUGGGAUUUACGCCUCCCCGAGGAGAUAGCGGAGGACCCUGGAGAAUAUUGGGUGACGAACGAUAGCGGAAAGUCGCGCAUUCCUGUAGCCAAAGUGAGCCCAGCACCGAUCCCUGUUGACUUCCUCGAACGAGAUGCGCCCGUUACGCGAAAGUCAAGUUUCGCCAUGCUCGACGAAGAUGCUUCAAUCGCGAUUCCAAAGCCGAGGUCACGUAGUGGUAGUGCUAACAUUCGUGAUGAGGCCCCGAAGAUUCCGACUACAAAACGCUCUGCCACGGAAGGAUCGCCUAAGAAAUCGACGACGGGUAGGAAAGCUUCCACAGUCACAAAAGCAACCACACAGGGUCGACCAAAGACUCGGUCAGGCCCAGCUCCUCGAAGCGGUUCAACGACACGGCCAACCACCAGGUCUGGCGAAAUGUCACCUAUCUCUAAGGCUGCGCCAGAGGGUGAUCCGCCAUGGAUGGUUUCCGCAUAUAAGCCUGAUCCUCGCCUGCCACCCGACCAACAACUACUGCCUACCGUUGCAAAACGACUGCAGCAAGAGAAGUGGGAACAGGAAGGCAAGUUCGGGAAUAUAUAUGACAGAGAAUUCCGUCCCCUUAAUGAUGAGGGUUUCCUGAAACCGCCUGAAUCGGAAAAACCAAAGGAAGAGGUCGAGGAGAAGCAGGAUGAAUGGCCGCUACGCCCUGGUGCUAAGAGUCCGAACACGAGCCGCCCUGGUACGAGUUCUUAUUCAACGAUGCCCAAGAUACAGGGUGCACAUGCUAUGAGUCCUCUUGCUAGUCCUCUUACGGCCCAACAACCGCAAACCCAGCCUGCUCCGAGCGUCAGAGUACCAACGCAGGUGGAAGAACCCCAAGAAGAAGACCCGAAGAAAUCGGGUUGCGGUUGCUGUAUCGUAAUGUGACCAGUCUGGCACGGCACGCAUUAAUUUGACCUUUGACCUUUGGUUGUCUUCUACGGUUUGCAAAUCAUACCACCAACGUGGGCAAACGCCGAGAUUAAACCUGCACGACGUUACGACUCUCUAAGACUUUAUCGCAUUCAG